AUGAGUACUGGAAUUUCAAACUUCGGUUCAAAGGUAGGUGGGCUUAGACUUAUGCCAAGCAUUCAAAUUUCCAGAGCAGCAACAAAAACACCAAAAUUGUCCCAUGGCUACAAGAAUCAAAUCUCAUGCUCAAUUGCUCAACCAGAAACAUUGGAAGUUGUCCAAAGCACAAUUGCCAAACAGCUAUCUAUUGAUGAAAGUACAGUGACACCUCAGACUAAAUUUGCUGAUUUGGGUGCUGAUUCCCUUGACACUGUGGAAAUAAUGAUGGCAUUAGAAGAGAAAUUUGGAGUGUCAAUUGGAGAAGAGGGAGCUCAAAAUAUUGCUACUGUCCAAGAUGCUGCUGAUCUCAUUCAGAAAUUGCUGCUCCAAAAAAGGUAGUGAAAUAGCUCCCCUUUUACAUUCUAUUUAGAUAUGGUGUAUAGUGUAUUCAUGCUCUAGCCUUGGUUUUACUGCCUAGUAUAUUGGAAAAUGUUAGCUUAAUUCUAGUCAUAACUCAUAAUCAUGAAUAGGUUCCAUAAUCAGGUAAGCAGUGGAGUGUUUAUUUUUCCAUGUUUUGAGUAAUCUUUUAUCAA
Messenger RNA from Solanum stenotomum, 575 nucleotides. RefSeq lists its product as uncharacterized. The coding region runs from base 1 to 381 and encodes 126 amino acids. The transcript has 5 exons. The record is from RefSeq and is a predicted model, not a curated record. NCBI's taxonomy places the organism in Eukaryota, Viridiplantae, Streptophyta, Magnoliopsida, Solanales, Solanaceae. Gene Ontology annotation, molecular function: acyl carrier activity; phosphopantetheine binding. Gene Ontology annotation, biological process: fatty acid biosynthetic process.